Closterium sp. Yama58-4 is the source of this 1368-nucleotide messenger RNA. The record is from the annotation of a GenBank genome assembly. Lineage: Eukaryota; Viridiplantae; Streptophyta; Zygnematophyceae; Desmidiales; Closteriaceae.
AUGGCCCCUGGCAGCAGCGCGGCUGUGCAGAGGGCGGAGAGAGAGGAGCUGCGCGCGCGCCUGCUGGCGCUGCACGCCCCUAGCAAGGGCUGGCGCUCCGCUAGAGAUGCUCCUGGGCCGGUUGAGGAGCAGGGGAAGGGGACGGGGAAGGGGAGGGAGAAGGGGGUAGGGAAGGGGAAGGAGAAGGGGAAGGAGAAGGGGAAGGGGAAGGGGAAAGGGAAGAAGGGAGGGAAGAAAUCGGGGAAGGAUCGGUGGGAGGAUGAGGAGGAUGAUUGGAUUGUUGAGGAUGAUAUAGAAGAGGAGAUAGAGGAGGAGAUUGAGGAGCUAGAGGGAUUAGAGCUGGAGGAGGAAGAGGAGGAGGAUGAGGAGGUGUUUGUGGGGAGGAAGAGGAAGGGUUCGAAAGGGAGGCAGAAGAAGGGAGAGUGGGUGAGGCGGUCGGAGCGGGCGAGAAGGCCGGCUAGGUAUGUUCAGAGCGAGGAGUGGGAGGGCGAGGAGGAGUGGGGAGAUGGCGAGGGUGAUGGGGGCGGAGGAGGAGGAGGAGGAGGCGGGGGAGGUGGAGGGGGAGGAGGAGGAGAGGAGGGGGAAGAGGAGGAGGUAGUGGUGACAAGGAGGAGUGUGCGCGCAGCAGGCAGGGCAGCUAUCGCUGCAGCGCUGAAACAGAAGAUUCUUGCGUCUGCUGGGCGAACGCAGGGUCAGAAGGGGCAGAAGGGGGAGAUGGAGGAAACAGGGGAGAAGAGGGAGAGAGGACUGGAGGGUGGGUAUGCUGAGACGGACGAGUCUGCUGCGAGGCUGAUAUCGCAGGACGAUGUGUCGGCGGCGUGUGGGGAGAGCGUGCAGCUGAAGGGGUACCAGCUGGUGGGAGUCAACUUCCUGCUGCUGCUGUACCGACAGAAGGUUGGAGGAGCAAUCCUUGCGGACGAAAUGGGCCUCGGCAAGACUGUGCAGGCGGUGGUUCUGCUGGGGCUGCUUUCUCACCUUGACAACAACCCCGGGCCCCAUUUAGUGGUUGCUCCUGCGUCACUUCUCGACAACUGGCAGCGCGAGCUGCAGCGCUGGUGCCCGCAGCUGCGCGUGGUGCUGUACCACGGGGGGCAGAGGACAGCGCUGCGGGAGCUCGCCGCCCAGAGAGACGACCGGAAGUUUCUGCGCAGGUUCCGGUUCUCGUGUGUUCUGAUGGACGAGGCGCACUUGUUGAAGGACAGGAACAGCCAGCGCGCCAUGAAGCUGCGGCAGCUGGCACAGGCGGCGGAUUACAGGCUCAUGCUCACAGGGACGCCCCUUCAGAAUGACUUGCAGGUGAGUAUUUCUGCAUGCUGUGCUUUGGAGUCCACUCAAAUGUCUGAUGCAUGGACGAGGCGCACUUGUUGA